This is a messenger RNA of Prunus persica (peach), 669 nucleotides long. RefSeq lists its product as uncharacterized. NCBI's taxonomy places the organism in Eukaryota, Viridiplantae, Streptophyta, Magnoliopsida, Rosales, Rosaceae. Bases 1 to 669 code for a protein of 222 amino acids. The record is from RefSeq and is a predicted model, not a curated record. The transcript has 2 exons.
AUGGAGCUGCCGGAGAUCGACGAACUACCGAAGAAGUUUCUUCGGGAGGAGGCGGGACGCGCCUUCCGGCUCCAGGCAUCGGCAUCCAUGGACAUGUGGCUCUGCGUCAAGAGGGUCAUCGCUGCUGCCGAGCGUGCCAAGAAGACGUACGAGGACGGCAGGUCCAAGGUUGCCGAGGCUGGCAAAGCGCUCCAGGAGCACGCCCACAUGGUCAAGGAGAAAGCAUCUGCCGAACGGCAGGUGGAGGAGAUGAGGGGGCUCCUGGAGGCGGCGCUGGAGGCGACGAAGGAUGCCGAAGCUUCCAAGGACGCGGUGCAGGCGGCUUUGGAAGAGUCGGAGCGGGCGAAGACAGCGGCACAGGUGGCCUUGGAGGAAUCGGAACGGGCCAAGGCUGCGGAGAUCGAGGCUGCGGUUCAGUCAGCUAUCCAGGGGUACUGUUCGUCGUCCGAGUUCUCUAUCCUUCUGGAUAAGGAAGUGGGCUCGGAGAUGGCGGACCUGUUGUAUCGAUUCAAGCGGUACAACCCUGGGCAGAAGCUGAACCUGAACUUCAUCGCCGAUCCUCCUCCUCUACCGGAAGGGAUAACAGAGGAGAUGAUCCAAGAUUACGAGUGGGAGGAUGCCGCCGAGGGCUCCGGAUCUGCCGAGGCUGCCGCCGGUGAUGAAGCCUGA